CGCCAACGCUAUUCUAGUAAACUGUUUCUUCCGGUAUAGCCACGGGUUCGAUAUCGUACAGAAUCACAAUGCGCUCGCUUUCGGUAGCAAUUUGUUUGGGCAUCGCAUUGGUGCAACUGCUCGGCAGUGCUAGCUGUGUGCCGUCGUCAGAAGAGGCGCAGGUUCUCAGGAGCGUUGUCACGAUCGAAACAGUAUCGGAUAUCGAUGCGUUCCGCAGGGCCAACCCGGAGCUCACUGUCGCCAAGCUGCCAUCGACGAAAGCAGAGGUAGCCGAAGGCCGCCAGCAGAUCGUCUAUACGCUAGGGUAUCAUAUUGCGAACGAGCGGCUCAUUGGACUGUCUUCGGACAACAAGUCCUGGUCUACACCGCAGAACGUGAAGCUUGAUCUGGAGUAUCCGACGGUGGGCAGCGGGAACGUUGUAUCUUACGUCGAGGUGGUGGUUAAUCAGAGCACGCCCAACGGCGUUGGCUACCUCGUGUCUGGAGGUGUCGGUCAACGCCACGUUCGCCUGGUGAUAGAGGCAUACGGCACAACCUACUUCAACUACAAUGCCGCCAUCUAUGGGUACUAGCCGCUUCUAACCGCGAUACGAAGUACGAACGCAAAUGAAAAUAGAACCAAUCGAGUACACCUGAAUGUUUGAUUGUUUACUUGCAAGUGUUUUCGUUUUGAUUUGCUGCAAUGUUUUGCUUUAACGUUUGCAGGU
Anopheles coustani is the source of this 707-nucleotide messenger RNA. RefSeq lists its product as uncharacterized. The record is from RefSeq and is a predicted model, not a curated record. The transcript has a single exon. Lineage: Eukaryota; Metazoa; Arthropoda; Insecta; Diptera; Culicidae. Bases 69 to 572 code for a protein of 167 amino acids.